Molecule: messenger RNA, 567 nt
Organism: Papaver somniferum (opium poppy)
Lineage: Eukaryota; Viridiplantae; Streptophyta; Magnoliopsida; Ranunculales; Papaveraceae
Exons: 1
Coding region: 1-567 (188 amino acids)
Source: RefSeq, a predicted model, not a curated record
AUGAAUUACGAGCAGGGGUACUACCUAGGAGAUGGUGCAUAUCCCAUGUAUGGUUGCAUCGUGCAAGCACACAAACCCUCCUCAAACAAUAGAGAAGCUCUUUUCAAUCAAUACCAAGAAGCAAAAAGGAAGGACAUAGAACGUGCAUUUGGUGGUCUUAAAGGUAAGUUUGAAAUUAUAUUGGAACCUUGUCGUUAUUAUAAAAAAUCGUACAUGAAAGUAAUUAUGAGGGGGUGCUUGAUAAUGCACAACAUGUGUGUUGAGAUGGAAUAUCGCGAUGCGGAUUGGGGGAGGAUCACGGGAGAUGAACCUCAACAGCCAAUUCAAGGAAAUGUAAGGCUAGCUCCUCAUGUAUUGUACAACCCUACGAUUUGGGGAAAACUUCGCUUGGAACUCACUACACACAUAUGGAACCGACACGGAGGAGGUUUGAGAGAUGGUGAUAUUCCAAACAUGGUUAUGGAUGAUGCCUUGCCGAAAGUUGAUGAGGGUACAACCGACGUGGACACCGACGAAGACCAAUAUGACACUCAAGAAGAUGGUGCAUUUUACGAGAAUGGAGAGUAA